Molecule: messenger RNA, 1801 nt
Organism: Striga asiatica
Lineage: Eukaryota; Viridiplantae; Streptophyta; Magnoliopsida; Lamiales; Orobanchaceae
Source: the annotation of a GenBank genome assembly
AUAUAUAUAUAUAUAUAUAUAUAUAUAUAUUCCGAUUCCUUAAUUGACUUGGUAACUAUAUUUUUUUCUUCAUCCGUUUGCUAUUUAUUUAUAUAAGCAGCGUGUACUAUUUUUCAUCGACAAAGGGUUUUUCUAAAAUCAAAACUCCGAGGAAAAAGAAGAGGAUUCAAGCGUUAUGUCGACCAUGGACCCGAGAUUUGUAAAGGGAAUAUCUGGAAGGAAUCCAACCAUGAAAAUAUUACCCAUGCAUGUUGCUCUUCUGGUGGCCGCCCCUCAAUUGGAUAAUAAUCCCGAUUCCAAUCCCAAUCUUCUGAUUAAUCAGAAAAGCGGUAGAAGUAAAAGGGGAAGGACAAGCAUUGAGGUCUCCGUUGACAAUGGACUCGAAGUGUUGCUGUCUAAUGUCGGUGAAGACCUAUUGUCGGAGAUCUUUCUUAGACUCCCGAAUUGUCGAUCUGCUAUUCAGCUGAGCUCUGUUUGUCGGCGUUGGCAUGCUUUGAUCUCUCAACCCCAAUUCAUCCCUAGCUUCAUCCGCCUCCAUCAAGAUCGAGAUGAAUCCUACACCAUUCUUUUCCGCAUGAAUUAUCGUUAUUGUUUAGAGACCCGAGAGUACUAUCAGUUGGUUUGCACUCUUUUCUCGGAGGAAUCUUUGCUUAUCCACGGCGGAAAUCAUGCAUUAUUAUCAUCGUCUAGCUAUCUCGACUUUAUGCCUAAACUCAUGGUCGUAAAGGCAUCGUGCAAUGACUUGUUGCUCGUGACCCCUGAUAGCCGCUUUUAUAUGCCCUGUUAUAGUUCGAGGCAGAGGUACUACAUUUGUAACCCAGUGACUAAAAAGUGGUUCCCCAUUCCAAGUGAAUCCCCUCUUGGAACCAGGAUUGGUUUCGCACUGAUAUGCAACGAGCCCUCUCCUAAUGCUAGGUACUCAUACAAGGUGGUAUUUUUUGAUCGUUCGAUCUUGAUGGAUGAUUCGGGAGAAGCCAUUGCCGAAAACUACCAACUAGUAAUGUGGGUGUUUUGCUCCGAGUCGGUGCAAUGGACCAGAUCUUCCUUCUUGCUUCCUACUCGCCCAACAAUGGACCAUGCCGAAAAUGCCAAUGUCGUUUCGUGCAAUGGGAUUCUGUACUGGAUGGACGGUUUAUUUAACUUCGACCGCAUUGUUUCUUUAGAUUUGGCCGAGAAUCGGUGUGGCGUAAUCUAUUUCCCAGACAUUGUGCGUGACAACACCACUGUUGACACGCCCGACUCGAGGGUCCACAUUGGUGCUGUGAGGGAUGAGUUGAGGUUGUUGCACGUUUUGAGAACUCAAAAUGGGCCGGGCCCGAAAUGCUUCGUCAUGAGGGUUUGGGAAUUGGACCGUGGGGACGACACGUGGGCGUUGGUUGGUGAGAGGGAGUUGAAGUUCCCGGAUGCAGUUGCUGCUGAUGGUGACAGGAAUACGGUUGUUGCUGCCAUUUUUCACCCAAAAGAUUGUGACUCGAUUUUUGUCAUGUGCGGAAAGAGUGUUUACGAGUGUGGGGUUUCCAAGGACACGUGUCGCAAGCUCGGUGAGCUUCGGGAAUCCAUAGGCGACGAGGGUCUCGCGUCCUUUGUUCUCAUGCAUCCACCUUGGCCCACGCCAAUUCCGUUUGUGGAAAAUGGGUGUGGCACAUUGAGAGAUGAGAAAGUGUCGGCUCAAGAGUCGAUAGUGAAGAUAAAUGACGGUGGUGAAGUUGUUCAUACGUUUACUGUUUGGGAGGAGAACUGCGGUUGCAAUGGUGAGAGUUUGAAGGAUAAGUUAAAUGUUGCUCUCUUGAAAGCAUGUUGA